This is a messenger RNA of Paramecium octaurelia, 493 nucleotides long. NCBI's taxonomy places the organism in Eukaryota, Ciliophora, Oligohymenophorea, Peniculida, Parameciidae. The record is from the annotation of a GenBank genome assembly.
AUGAAGAUUUAUUUACAGUUAUUACUAUUUUAAUAAUAAUAUUUUUCAAAAAGUAAAAGAAACUCACACUUUCCAUUUUUAUUAUUUGAUAUUUUCUUUUUACAAAUAUGCUAGGGUACUAAGAGUGUAAGGGCAAGUUAAAUUUGUCUUCAUGAUUUGGAUCAAUAGCUAGAAGUAUAAAAUGUACUCCAUAUUUAUAUAGAAAUCCUACAUUACAAUCAAUGAUGCCAUUGCUUCUUUUGAAUAUUUACGUUUGUAACCAACAGAGCCAGUGUAACUAAUUCAUGAACAAAUACCAUAAACGAACCCUUUCAAAAUAAAACUUAAGUUGGAAGACAUUAUCAUUCAUUAAGUGAAUGAGAUUCAACAACAUUAGAAAUUAGAAACAAAAGUGUUACAGGUAAAAGAGGGAGAACAAGAAAUCGUACAAGCUUAUAUCAAAAAGGAAGAUUUGUAUGAAAUAUUGAUUUAGAUUAACAAUAUUGACGUUUGA